AUGGAGAAGAGAAACUCAACUUCAGACUUCAUUCUCCUAGGACUUUUUAAAGACACAAGACCUCAUCUCUUCCUAUUCAUGGUGGUGCUGACAAUAGCCAUUGCUUCCGUUACAGGAAAUACCCUCACAAUUCUUCUGAUUCAUCAGGACUCCAGGCUCCACAUACCCAUGUACUUCCUACUGAGUCAACUCUCCCUCAUGGACUUGAUGCUUGUUACUACAAUUGUGCCCAAAAUGGCUGCUAACUAUUUGACUGGCAAGAAAUCCAUCUCCUCUGCAGGUUGUGGGUUGCAAAUCUUUGUCUCGCUCACACUGGGUGGUGGAGAGAGUUUUCUAUUAGCAGCCAUGUCCUAUGAUCGCUAUGUGGCUAUCUGUCACCCACUGCGAUACUCUGUCCUCAUGAACUGGCAAUUAUGUUGGCAAAUGACUUUGGGUUCUUGGUUUCUGGGAGCAGCUGAUGGGCUGAUGCAGGCUGCAGCUACCCUCAGCUUCCCAUAUUGUAGGGCACAUGAAAUUGACCACUUCUUCUGUGAGGGCCCCAUGCUGGUGCGUUUGGCUUGCACCGAUACAUCUGUGUAUGAGAAUGUGAUGUAUAUCUGCUGUGUGUUGAUGCUCCUGAUCCCAUUUUGUCUCAUCCUCAUCUCCUAUAGUCUCAUCCUCUCUGCUGUUGUCCAGAUGCGUUCUACAGAAGCUCGGAAGAAGGCUUUUGCCACCUGCUCCUCACAUUUGACAGUGGUGGGUCUCUUUUAUGGAGCUGCCAUUUUUAUCUACAUGAGACCCAAAUCCUACAGGUCAGCGAAUCAUGAUAAGAUUGUGUCAGCAUUCUAUACCAUCUUCACCCCUCUGCUGAACCCUCUUAUCUAUAGUCUGAGGAACAGUGAAGUCAAGGGAGCUUUUCAAAAGUGGUUGGGUAAAUGUGCAAAUAUAAACCAUGAAUAA
This is a messenger RNA of Erinaceus europaeus (western European hedgehog), 939 nucleotides long. RefSeq names its product olfactory receptor 2T33-like. The transcript has a single exon. Gene Ontology annotation, cellular component: membrane. The record is from RefSeq and is a predicted model, not a curated record. Gene Ontology annotation, biological process: G protein-coupled receptor signaling pathway. NCBI's taxonomy places the organism in Eukaryota, Metazoa, Chordata, Mammalia, Eulipotyphla, Erinaceidae. Gene Ontology annotation, molecular function: olfactory receptor activity; G protein-coupled receptor activity. Bases 1 to 939 code for a protein of 312 amino acids.